This is a messenger RNA of Penaeus monodon (black tiger shrimp), 440 nucleotides long. RefSeq lists its product as uncharacterized. The record is from RefSeq and is a predicted model, not a curated record. Lineage: Eukaryota; Metazoa; Arthropoda; Malacostraca; Decapoda; Penaeidae.
GAGGCAGUUUUAUCGAUCUGCUUGAAUCCUUGCUCCUCCCACCAAGUCCCCCCCACUGAUCAUCUAAAAUUGAGGAAAGAUGGUAGAAGGUUCAGCAUUGUGCAUGGGCAAGACUUGCUCAGACUGGAAUACCUCAGUGCCUGUAAGGUGAUGCAAGACAGGGAGACAACAGCACGACUCCUGCCUGCAGUGCCGCACAAACUCUACCCAGCACUCUUUGAGGCUGCAAUCCUGCACAGUUUCUAUUCAAGGAAAGGUCCUGGAUGGAAACAGACAACACUAUCAUCUUCUGUGAUUCCUUUAAUACUACAUUGGCCAUAUGAAACAAUGUGUGUGCGAGAUCUUAUUCCUCCGCUGCCUCCCCCCUUGCGAAAAUGCCGAGGUGAUACUUUAAACACUGUAGGGCAGAGACUUCAACAUUUUUAUGAUAAUGUCAUGCA